AUGUCGCUAUCACAACCAAGUGCCUCCGCUGUCGGAUUUCUCAGUUUACCUGUCGAAGUUCGCAAUGAGGUUUACAAAUAUGUACUUACGGUACCUGACACAAUCUAUCUUUUUCAAGAUCCAGGGGGCCCAGUGCAGAGCUUCGAACCCCAAAAGCCUUAUCGAUGGCUUGCAUUGCUAUACAUCAACCGACAGAUAUACGACGAAGCCAAAGUAGUUCUUUAUGGCACGAACCAUUUCACUCUUCAGGAAGUGGAAACAAUGCAAAGCGAGGGCGGCCUUUUGAAGUCCUUUCUGAACUGCAUUGGACCUACAAAGAGGGUAGAAGGCCAGUCAGGAGAAGUCAGGCUUAGAGAGGACAGCUUGCAGAGCUUUCAGCUUCUCCAAAAAGAAUUUACACACCUGAAAACGCUGGAAACUAUCGCCUACAGCCGGAAUUCCCGCAGCCUGCUCCAGGGGAAUCUCGACGAUACCAAGCCCGCUCAAGAGGUGUUCUUGGAAAUCGAUGCGCAAUUAAAAGGCAUUGUCUCUCUGAAAAAGUUCACUAUAAGGGUUUACAGUGGAUCUCCGGACACUUGGGCAAGAGAAUUUCUGCAAAAGCUUGGAUGGGUUGUCUUGAUCAAUAGAUAG
Molecule: messenger RNA, 630 nt
Organism: Penicillium psychrosexuale
Lineage: Eukaryota; Fungi; Ascomycota; Eurotiomycetes; Eurotiales; Aspergillaceae
Exons: 2
Coding region: 1-630 (209 amino acids)
Source: RefSeq, a predicted model, not a curated record